Messenger RNA from Lepus europaeus (European hare), 1142 nucleotides. It is a transcript of the gene RNF148, whose product is annotated as ring finger protein 148. NCBI's taxonomy places the organism in Eukaryota, Metazoa, Chordata, Mammalia, Lagomorpha, Leporidae. The transcript is spliced from 2 exons. The record is from RefSeq and is a predicted model, not a curated record. The coding region runs from base 108 to 1019 and encodes 303 amino acids.
AAAAGAACGGUUCCAGGCCUUCCUCAAUGGGGAAACCCAAAUUGUAGCUGAUGAAGCAUUUUGCAAUGCAGUUCGCAGUUACUAUGAGUUAAUAGGCAAAUGGAGGAAUGAACCUGCUUAGAAUUACUCCUUCAACUCAUAGUUCUGUUUCAUCUCGACUGUUAAAGCUUAGCAUCCUUCUACUUCUUAGCCUUCCUGACUCGAAAGGAAAAGCAAUAUGGACAGCUCACCUGAACAUAACGUUUCAGGUUGGAAAUCGGAUUGUAUCAGAACUAGGAGAGAGUGGAGUGUUUGGGAAUCAUUCUCCUCUGGAAAGGGUAUCUGGUGCAGUGGUACUUCCUGAAGGUUGGAAUCAGAAUGCCUGUAAUCCUUUGACCAAUUUCAGCAGACCUGAGCAGGCAGACUCUUGGCUGGCCCUCAUUGAACGAGGAGGCUGUACUUUCACACACAAAAUCAAUGUGGCAGCAGAGAAGGGAGCAAAUGGGGUGAUCAUCUAUAACUAUCCAGGUACAGGCAACAAAGUAUUUCCCAUGUCUCACCAGGGAACAAAAAAUAUAGUCGCAGUGAUGAUAGGCAACCUAAAAGGCAUGGAACUUUUGCACUUGAUCCAGAAAGGAGUUUAUGUGACAAUCAUCAUUGAAGUGGGAAGAAUGCAUAUGCCAUGGCUGAGCCAUUAUGUCAUGUCUCUGUUUACCUUCCUGGCUGCCACGAUUGCCUACCUUUUACUGUACUGUGCCUGGAGACCUAGAAUGCCCAAUUCUUCCACCUGGAGGCGAAGACAAGUGAAGGCAGACGUGAAGAAAGCUAUCGGUCAGCUUCAAGUUCGAGUGCUCAAAGAAGGUGAUAAGGAACUAGAUCCAAAUGAAGACAGUUGCGUUGUUUGCUUUGACAUGUACAAGCCCCAAGAUGUAGUACGUAUUUUAACUUGCAAACAUUUUUUCCAUAAGACAUGCAUUGACCCCUGGCUUUUAGUCCAUAGGACUUGUCCCAUGUGCAAGUGCAAUAUUUUGAAAACUUAAGAAACCUGGAGAAUUUUCUGAAGAUGUAACCAGAUCUUUCUAAAGAUUGAGAUUAGAUGAAUGCUUUAUUGCACUUCAUUUAUAGAGAAAAUUUCAACUUUAGCUUCUCUGCCUAACUACCAA